This is a messenger RNA of Rhodamnia argentea, 2180 nucleotides long. Its product is annotated as tyrosine-specific transport system. The transcript is spliced from 2 exons. The record is from RefSeq and is a predicted model, not a curated record. Gene Ontology annotation, biological process: amino acid transmembrane transport. Lineage: Eukaryota; Viridiplantae; Streptophyta; Magnoliopsida; Myrtales; Myrtaceae. Bases 258 to 1877 code for a protein of 539 amino acids.
UGUAUACAAGAGUCUUCUCCCCUUUUGUGUUGUCUCACAAUGAGCAUCUCAUUGUAUCCUCGUGAGUAUGAUGAAAAAGACGGAUUUGAGAAGAAAUUCCUAAGCCAAGGCUUUCUCAGCCUGCUCCGACACUUCCGAGAUUCUUCUUACAUUCUUGGGCAAAGUCUUGCCAGCUGAUUCUCCUCUGCGAAAAGGAACCUUAAUUUAACAGAACCUCACAGAAGACAAACCCCCAAGUUUUCUUCAUUUCAGAAAAAAUGCAUCUCUCCCUUUCAUCCAGACUCACAAACUCAAUCACAGCAUCAAGAUCCAACCACCCAAGGCACAACUUCAAUCACCCUCGCACUACCACAACCCAUCUCCACAAUCUCUUCAUCCCCGACAAAACCCGGCUUCACAAUCCCCCUCCAUCGUUGACCAAAAGACCGAUCUUUACCUUGAAAACCCAGAAAUCCACUUCAGUCUUAAACUGCGCAGACCCUAGCGAGUCUCUGCAUCUUUCACGACCUUCACAAACUCGAGAACAGACCCAGAAGAAGAGCUUUUGGGGAGCUGUCAGUUUGAUCGUGGGCACGGCAGUGGGACCAGGAAUGCUGGGCCUCCCUGCUCUCACCAUCAAGUCAGGUCCAUUCCCUUCAACCAUUGCUAUUUUAUUAUCAUGGCUUUAUGUUGUGUCCUCCAUAGUACUUGUUGCAGAGCUCACUUUUGCAGCCAUGGAGGAAGAUGGGGUUGUGGAGGUGAGCUUCACUGGCCUUGCUACUAAGGCCUUGGGGAAUAGUUUUGGGGCUCUUGUGGCCAUUGUGUAUGCUUCCCUAAGCUUUUCUUUGGUGGUGGCAUGUGUUUCUGGGAUUGGUUCCAUUGUCUCUCAGUGGUUCCCAUGGAUGGAUGUUGCAUUGGCCUUUGGGCUGGUCCCUCUGGCUGUUGGGGUCGUCAUUGGUUUCUUCCCCUUUUAUGUAAUCGAUGCUGCAAAUAGGCUCCUGUGCUUUGUCAUGCUCAUGUCUAUAAGUACACUAGUGGGGAUUGGUAUGUCUGUGGCUAGGAGUAAUGUGAUUGCAUCCUUUUCUCAUGCCUCUUGGAGCAUGUCAUCAAUUUUGCCGGCCAUACCAGUUAUGGUACUGACGCUGGGGUUCCAUGUGAUCACCCCUUUCAUUUGCAAGAUUGCCGGGAAUUCGGUGCGUGAUGCUAAGAAAGCUAUACUAAUUGGUGGGUUCAUUCCAUUGAUUAUGGUUCUUUCAUGGAAUUUGAUUGUUCUGGGGCUUUCUGGGACUAAUCCCGCUGCUUCACCUGGAGAUCCCAUAUCCCUUUUGCUGUCUGUGAAGUCCUCUGCUCUGUCAGCAGUUCAAGGUUUUGCCUUUUCUGCUCUUGCUACUAGCUUGAUAGGCUAUGCUGUAAGUUUCCCAAAGCAGCUCGUUGAUACCCUAGACUUGAUUUUCCAAAACAACCAAGGGAAAAAUUUGAGUCCUGCUCUGAUAAUCUGUGAUGGAAAUGGAGCUGGCAGAGUUGGUUCUCUAGGUUAUUCGAGGUUGGAUUAUGUUGGUAAUCCCGGAAUCAUCUCAUUUAGUAGAUUACAACAUUCAUCAGCUCCAGAAAGUUAUGCAAUGUCAAGCAUAAGGGCAUUUGAUUCCAUUGAAGUUCUUGUAUUGCCAGUGGUACUUGGUGCCUCGGUUCUUAUAGCAUCCUUCUUUCGCUCAACUUUUUCAAGAGCACUUGAUUUUGCUGGGGUAUAUGCUAACUGUUUCCUAUUUGGCAUCCUUCCUCCAUUGAUGGCAUACAUUCAGCAAUCCAGGAGGAAGCUCAGGUUGGAGAUUCUACCAGGAGGAAAUGUUGCUCUUCUGUUACUCUUUAUUAUUGCUGUUGUUCUGGGAAUUUGGCAUUAAGCAUAUCUAGUCAUGCCAAACCAGAGCCUUAUUGUGACUGAAUGUGAAGUUUCAUCGAAGAAUUGAUUUCGUAAAUGAGCACCCUCAGAGCAUUUGUUAAGUAACAAAAUAGCAAUCUAAUUAAGUACCUUGAAGAAAUGGUCUCAGUCUCAGGACAGGACACUCCCUAAGUCGACUCUGAUUAUAUAUGUCGAUUGCAUCAAGGGAAAUAAGAACUGAGAUGAGAUAUACUAGUCUCUGUUGAGACGCCGAACAUCUCAUCUUAUCUCUGAGCUUCGUUGAAGCGUUGUUGAGUCUCUCCAG